Messenger RNA from Spirodela intermedia, 363 nucleotides. NCBI's taxonomy places the organism in Eukaryota, Viridiplantae, Streptophyta, Magnoliopsida, Alismatales, Araceae. The record is from the annotation of a GenBank genome assembly.
AUGCCUUGCGGGUGUGGUUCCAACUGUAGCUGCGGCUCCGGCUGUCGCUGCGAGUAAGUCCCCUCUCCUCUUCCCCUUCCUAACAUCGCCGCUUUCUUCUCCGAUCAUCGUCAUCCUCAUCAUCGCCAUGGUCGUCUUCUCUUGUGAUGGCAGGACACAGAAGACGGCCGCAGCCCCGACCGAGGUCCUCGGAGUCGCCCCGGAGAAGCGGUAGGUCCCCUCGCUGCUCUGAUCAUCCCCUUAGAGUGUCGUCUUCUUCCCCUGGCUUAUCCCGCUGAAACGAUCAGGUCUACGGCCGUCGCUAGCGCGAGGGAGGGUUGCCGCUGCGGGUCAAGCUGCAGAUGCAACCCCUGCAACUGCUGA